This is a messenger RNA of Symsagittifera roscoffensis, 775 nucleotides long. Its product is annotated as histone H1-delta-like. The coding region runs from base 94 to 597 and encodes 167 amino acids. Gene Ontology annotation, cellular component: nucleus; nucleosome. The record is from RefSeq and is a predicted model, not a curated record. Gene Ontology annotation, biological process: chromosome condensation; negative regulation of DNA recombination; nucleosome assembly. Gene Ontology annotation, molecular function: nucleosomal DNA binding; structural constituent of chromatin; double-stranded DNA binding. The transcript has a single exon. Lineage: Eukaryota; Metazoa; Xenacoelomorpha; Acoela; Convolutidae.
UAGACAAUUAUCAUUUUGUUCAACAAGCAAAUCAAGCUCAACUUAAAAAGGAUUUAUUCUUUGAAAUUCCAAAACACAAUCUCAACACAAAUCAUGCCUGCCGCUACAACCAAAAAAGCCACCACUCCCAAGAAGGCCUCAGCUGCUAAAGUAUCAUCGCACCCACCUUUCGCCUCGAUGAUCAAGAAGGCAGUGAAAGAACUUAACGAGAAGGGAGGCUCAAGCAAAGCUGCGAUUAUGAAGUACAUCAACGCCAACUACAAAGUGGACGAAAAGGCCGCCAACCAUGUCAAAGUCGCCCUCCGAAGGAUGUUGAACAAAAAGGAACUAGUCCAUGCUUCAAGCAAGAGCCACGGAGCCAGCGGGAGCUUCAAACUUCCUGCGAAAGAGUCAGCGGCAACGAAACCCGCCAAGAAGACUAGCCCAAAAAAGAAGUCUCCAGCCAAGAAGGCAGCGGCGGCAGCCGCACCAGCAGUAGCCAAACCCGCAGAAAAGAAAGCGGCCUCGCCCAAGAAAGCAAAGAAGAGUCCAGCUAAGCCAAAAGCAGCCAAGAAGUCUCCGGCAAAGAAAGCGGCCAAGAAACCAGCAAAGAAAUAAGGUUUCUUCCCAAAAGUGAAGAUUCAAUCUUGCACAAUACUAGAUGGCAAUACUAGAAACUCAAAAUUAGCUGAUUUGAGAUUGUUUCUCUUUGUUGAUUUGUUUUCGCAUAGACUGACUUUAGUCUAUAAACUACUAUUUGUAUAAUGCUUUUUUAAAUUUAAAAUAUUGACUUUCA